AUAGACCGUGACUAGUAAAACUCAAAUUUUUCUUUUUCAAUAUGCUUUUUGAUACCGUUACUGUGCUUUCACACUUCCUUCCACCGCGCUCUUUUUUCUUUUUCUUGUUUUGUUUUUAUUUCGGAAGCUUCCUAAGCACUAACCUUGCUCCACGCGUCGCGCCUGCCAUGACUGAGCGCUGAUGUCACCCAUUCCAUGUUCACGAAAAGGCAACGAAGCCUUAAACGGGGCCCCACUUCCCAAUACCAAAGUCUUGAUUCCCACGCAGCUUCUCCGAUUCUCCCUCAUCUCUGUGACUCUGUCUGUCUCAUUUAUAAACCCCCUCCCACUCCUCACCAUCUGGAGCAUUGCUUUUACUUCUCUCUUCUUGUGUGCUCAUGCCCUCACUGCUCAGAUCAACUGCAACUGACAACACAGCAUGAGCUCUAUUCACAACCGUCCGAUCUUAACUCAACAAAGCCUGUCCUGCACCGCGAAGAAUGGAAGCAUUUAUUAUCUGCUUUUGCUUGCUCUCCUGGCGUUGGAGAUUCCUUGGGCCGCGGCCCAGCCCAGCCCUCCCCAGGACCCUUACCAGUACGCCAAGUUCAGCCCCUCGAUGGCGAUAAUCGUCGUCGUUUUGGUUUCCGCGCUCUUCUUCAUGGGAUUCUUCUCCAUCUACAUCCGGCACUGCGCGGGGGCCCAGAGCGGCAACAGCGUCGCGGCACGCGUCUUCUCCCGACACGCGGCGGCCGCGCGUGGGUUGGAUCAGGAGGUGAUCGAUACCUUCCCCACGCUGGCCUACUCCACGGUGAAAGGGCUGAAGAUCGGGAAAAGCGCGUUGGAGUGCGCGGUGUGCUUGAACGAAUUCGAGGACCACGAAACGCUGCGUUUGAUCCCCAAGUGCGACCACGUUUUCCACCCGGACUGCAUCGACGCCUGGUUGGCUUCCCACACCACGUGUCCCGUUUGCCGCUCCAACCUCGUCCCUCAACCCGGCGAGUCUGUCCACCUACCCGCCGAAUUAAACACCCAGUUAGACGUCGAAGCCCAAAACGACGCCGUCCUGGAGCAGCCACCCAACCCAGAACUCCAACGAGAAGAGGAACACGGACCGGAAGAACCGGGCAAGCAGACGUUGAAUCGGAACCGUACACGUAAUUCAAGGUCGGGCCGGGCGCGUUGGCUUCCAUUUCCCCGGUCCCACUCGACGGGGCACUCGCUGGUCCCACCGGGCGAGAACACGGAGCGGUUCACUUUGAGAUUGCCGGUGGAGGUGAGGAAGCAGCUAAUGAACCGGCAUCUGAGCCGGGCAACAAGCAUGGUGCUAUUGCCAAGGGAAGGGAGUUCGAGGCGGGGGUACCGAACCGGAUGGGAGGGGAGUAGUAGAGGAAAGAAUUAUAGGCGGCUGGAGAAAGGGGACCGGAUGUUUAAAUCGGACAGGUGGGUGUUUUCCAUGACGCCGCCGUUUCUCAUGAGAGCGUCCUCGUUAAAGUCACCGAAGGUGGUCGCCACUAAUGAUGGCGAGGGCACUUCAAGUCGACCGGAAGGAUCAGGGAGUAACUCGGUCCGACCUCCGGUUUAAGGCACAAUUUUGGAUUCUUCCCCGCAAUUCUUGUAAAUUUUGUCAUGUCUAUUUCUUUUUUCUUUUUCUUUUUUUUUUUUUUUAAUUUUUUAAUUUAUCCAAGCAUCUCAAUUUCUUUUAA
This is a messenger RNA of Corylus avellana, 1682 nucleotides long. RefSeq names its product RING/U-box superfamily protein (gene ATL6). NCBI's taxonomy places the organism in Eukaryota, Viridiplantae, Streptophyta, Magnoliopsida, Fagales, Betulaceae. The record is from RefSeq and is a predicted model, not a curated record.